CCGGCUCUGCUGCGUUACCCGUACCAUAAUGGCGGCGUGCUUCACACAGCGGGUGGUACUCCUGGCGGCUGUCUGUGCUCUUCUCAUCAGUCUCUCAGCUGCCAUAGACUACCAUGGACCCUUACUCUCGAAAUUAGCUGCUGCCGAGCAACUGAGUGAAGGGGCGCCCCGAGCUCCUCGGGCGGCCUUUGGCCCACCGUACGGGGGCGGCUUCGGCGGCGGUCGUCACCACCCGGGCUUCGGAGGCGGUUUCCACCAGCCCGGCUGCGUUCUCUGCGGCGGCGGAAGACCCGGCGGCAUCUCUGGCUCCUUCAGCAAGUCCAGCAGCAGCUCCUCCAGUGGAUCUAUCAACUUUGGUCGAAAGAAGUAAAGUAACAGCCGCGACUUCGAGAAACGCAACGCCCAACUUUUAACAGCUCAUUUCAUUUCAUUGAAACGCACUCUCUAAAUAAAGACAGUUCUCACUGUGAAAAA
This is a messenger RNA of Schistocerca piceifrons (Central American locust), 474 nucleotides long. RefSeq lists its product as uncharacterized. Lineage: Eukaryota; Metazoa; Arthropoda; Insecta; Orthoptera; Acrididae. The coding region runs from base 29 to 370 and encodes 113 amino acids. The transcript is spliced from 4 exons. The record is from RefSeq and is a predicted model, not a curated record.